Benincasa hispida (wax gourd) is the source of this 1907-nucleotide messenger RNA. RefSeq names its product SCP1-like small phosphatase 5 (gene SSP5). Gene Ontology annotation, molecular function: phosphatase activity. The record is from RefSeq and is a predicted model, not a curated record. Lineage: Eukaryota; Viridiplantae; Streptophyta; Magnoliopsida; Cucurbitales; Cucurbitaceae.
CCGAACGAAAAUAAUUUUCGAUCCCUCUGCUUUCCCUCUCUCUUUUCGCUUUCAUUGGAGGGAAAAACCUCCAAACUUCCAAAAUCCAAACCUCUGUUUUGCUCUCUGCUUAAACCAGACUAGGGUUACUUCUGAUUGCUCGAGCUUCAGCUCGAUCUCUCCUUCAAUGUCUUCUUUGAACUAAUAUUCUCCUUCUUUUUCCUCGGUCUGAUUUCAGUCAAAGUAAGCAAGCUGCUUCCCCCGCUUUCUGAUCUUCUUCUUGGUUCAGUUUUUGCCUCAGUGGGCACUCAUAUCGAGUGACUUCUUGAGAUUGGAACUUCUUCCCAUCAAUUUGAAAAAUGCAGACAAAGAAAAAAUGUCAUGGGAGAAAUGCUGCUCGAGAGCUUGUCAGUCCCAAAGUCUUACGAUCUCAAAGAAAAUAUUCUGAAACGUUACAAGUUGUAGAAAAGAAUAUAACUGAAUUAAUAACAUCCUCUGCUAGAAAACGUACUGUUGGUGGUUUUCCAUCAAAAAAGAAUGAAGAAGAUGUUCUAACAGAUCUAAACAUUAAAUAUGAUUUUCUACGCAAUGAGACAUCUGGUGCUUGUUUGGACCAUGAUGCAACUGAUGGUGCUACCUUGGGCUUCAAGGCUUAUGACGAUGACAUUGAUAACUCGGCAUCGGAAACCAUAUUUUCUCCUUCAUUUCAUGUAUCUGCUCAUGCUGGAGGAGAAGAUCACAAUGGAGUUGAGUUUAUCAAAUUCUUUCAAAGUGGAGAUCAAGUGUUCCAUUCUGAUAGCAAACUAGAUAACUCAGAAUAUAUUGUUCAUGGUGAUCAAGAUAAGAAUUACAAUCUAGGGGAUGCUAGUCUAUCAUCUGAAGUAUCAGCUAUAUAUCUUGCCAUGAAGAACUCUAAGCUGGAGUGUGUCGAUGAGCAUGCCCAUGAUACUAUAGCAGCUGAAAUUCAUGUGCAGGAUGAUGAAUAUGAAGAAAUAGAUGAUUUCGAUCCUUAUUUCUUCAUCAAGAAUCUACCUGCUUUAUCAGCAGUUGUCCCAACUUAUCGACCCAUGCUACUACCAAAACAGACUCGGAGUUGUCCUCCCACGACUCUUGUUUUGGACUUGGAUGAAACUUUGGUGCAUUCUACACUCGAGCCAUGUGUUGAUGCUGAUUUUACAUUUCCUGUAAAUUUCAACCUCCAGGAGCAUACAGUUUAUGUUCGAUGCCGACCUUAUCUCAGAGAUUUCAUGGAAGCGGUUGCCCGACGUUUUGAGAUUAUCAUAUUUACAGCUAGUCAGAGUAUUUAUGCAGAGCAGCUCUUGAAUGUUCUCGAUCCAAAGAGGAAAAUAUUUCGGCAUCGUGUUUUCCGCGAAUCGUGUGUUUUUGUGGAUGGAAACUAUCUCAAAGAUUUAUCCAUUCUUGGGCGUGAUUUGGCACGUGUUAUUAUCGUUGAUAAUUCUCCACAGGCAUUUGGGUUCCAAGUGGACAAUGGAAUACCAAUAGAGAGCUGGUUUGAUGAUCGCUCAGAUAAAGAGUUGCUUUCAUUACUUCCAUUUUUGGAAACAUUGGUGGGAGUUGAAGACGUCAGACCACUUAUUGCUAAAAAGUUCAACCUUAGACAGAAAAUAGCAGCUGCUGUUUAUCCUUCACUGAAUUCAAAUAGAGACCCCUUUGAAAGGCAAGCCUCUAAUAUGUAUUAAGAUUUUGUGAAGGUUGUGGAAUAAGAACUAACAAUAUUCUCCCUAUUUAACUCAUUUGCUUUCUUCUUAGUAUUUUUAGAUUUAUUUUUUCCCCAAUCGCCAAGAAAAAAAAAAGGGUUCUUAGGUUAUUUGGAUUAAUGAGGAAAGAAAAGGAAUUCAUAAUAUUAGGUGUCAGUAUUUGAUUUGUGAGAGAUAAUGCAUAUUCCUAUAAAUUCAUGGAUUGAAGAA